CGUUUCUUGGAUCCUGAGAGAGAGAGAGAGAGAGAGAGGGCGAAACCCUAGUUUUCUUUCCGAGCUUUGUCUCCGCCAUGGCGGACCACAACGAUCCCUUCAUGCGCAACCGCGAUGCUGCCGUCCAGGCACGGACCAAGGCUCAGAACCGUGCCAACGUCCUCCAGAUGAAGCUUAUUGGGCAGAGCCAUCCAACAGGGCUUACUUCGAACCUUCUGAAGCUUUUUGAACCACGGCCUCCGUUGGUCUAUUUGCCCCCACCUGAGAAGAGGAAAUGCCCGGCAUAUACUGGGAUGGCACAGUUUGUGAAAAAUUUCGCAGAACCAUCUGAUCCGGAGUAUGCUAUGCCAAUUCAGAAGGGUGAAACUCCUGGAGAAAGAAAAGCCAGGAUUCACAUGCUUCGGCUUGAAAAGGGUGCACUUAAGGCAGCUGAAGAGCUGCAGAAAUAUGAUCCACAAAAUGAUCCCAAUAUAUCUGGAGAUCCAUACAAGACGUUGUUUGUGGCUAGACUUAAUUAUGAAACAAGUGAACACAGAAUUAAAAGGGAGUUUGAAACUUAUGGGCCUAUUAAACGGGUCAGGUUGAUUACAGAUAAGGAGACAAAUAAACCUAGAGGAUAUGCAUUUAUUGAAUAUGCACACACGAGAGACAUGAAAACUGCAUACAAGCAAGCUGAUGGCAGGAAGUUGGAUAAUAGAAGAGUCCUUGUUGAUGUUGAGCGAGGUAGAACUGUACCAAAUUGGCGGCCUCGAAGGCUGGGUGGUGGACUUGGAUCAACCAGGGUAGGAGGUGAAGAGGUAAACCAAAAGCAUUCCGGAAGGGAGCCUCAGCAGAUGACAUCAGGACCUCCAAGAUCUGAGGAGCCAAGAGUGCGUGAUGAUCGAGAGAAAUCCCGUGAAAGAGGUAGGGACAGGGAUCGUGAACGGGAGAAAUCUAGAGAAAUAUCCCAUGAUAAGACACGUGAUCGUGAUACAAGGGAUGACAGACACCAUAAAGACCGUGAUAGGACUCGAGAAAAGGACAGGGAAAGAGAUAGGGGUCGUGAUCGUGAUCGAGGUCGUGAUAGAGACAGGGAAAGGGACCGUGGUCGUGACCAUGACCGUGAACGGCGUGACCGUCCGAGAGAGAGGGAGCGGGAUCGUGAGAGGGACUAUGGGCGUGCAAGCCAUGAAAGAGAUCGUGGGUAUAGUCAUGAGAGGGGUGGUACUGACUUUGAGCAAUUUGAUACCAAGCAUGAUCGCGAUCGGUCUGGUGGGAGGGACAGGGAUCUGGAACAUGGUGAGCAUGACUAUGGGCAGGAAUGGUAUGAUCCUGCUGCAAAGAAUGGAAAUGAGCAUGAACAAGGGUAUGAUCACUAUGAGCAAGCGAGAAAUCACUUUGAUCAGCUUCCUCCAGAGGGUGAUGCCAAUAGGGUGAAGCGUCAUGAAUAUUAUGAUAAGAUGCAGACUGAUCAUUAUAGAAGUCAAUAUGACCAUCCUGAUUCUGCACCUGAGGAGGGAGAGAGGGUUGAAGACCAUGAAUAUGAAUAUCGUCGUUCAGAGAGAUCCCUUUCUCGUGAGUAUGAACACUGAGACUAGAGCUGAGAAGUGGUUCCAUCUUGGGUGGCUUUUCUUUCAGCUUAACAGGGUUUGCAGGUCUGGCAUUCCGUCUAUGCUUGAAAUUUGUUGUUUUUAUGGGCACCUCUGAGACUGAUGUGUUCUAUCUUGAUGGUUUAAACCUUUAAGUGACUUACGGUUUGUAUUAGUUAUUUCUCUUCUAUGUGACUUGGCACAUUGUUGGUUAGUCCUUUUAAACUCUGAUUUUUAUCGAUUUCUGGUUUGAAGGAGAUGAAAGGGAAAACUAAGGACAUGAUUAAAUUUUAGUGUUGCUGUUUUAUUUUCUUG
Molecule: messenger RNA, 1883 nt
Organism: Dioscorea cayenensis subsp. rotundata (Guinea yam)
Lineage: Eukaryota; Viridiplantae; Streptophyta; Magnoliopsida; Dioscoreales; Dioscoreaceae
Product: U1 small nuclear ribonucleoprotein 70 kDa
Exons: 11
Coding region: 78-1571 (497 amino acids)
Biological process (GO): mRNA splicing, via spliceosome
Cellular component (GO): U1 snRNP; precatalytic spliceosome; U2-type prespliceosome
Molecular function (GO): U1 snRNA binding; mRNA binding
Source: RefSeq, a predicted model, not a curated record